Messenger RNA from Rubroshorea leprosula, 1041 nucleotides. Lineage: Eukaryota; Viridiplantae; Streptophyta; Magnoliopsida; Malvales; Dipterocarpaceae. The record is from the annotation of a GenBank genome assembly.
AGUGAAUUCAAAGCAUGUUUCUAUUGUAUGCAUGAUGAAGUGAACACUUGUGAUGGGGUGACCACAUAUGUUGUUACUUAUGAGUUGGGAAAGAUGGUUGAUUCACAAUUUGUACGAUGUGGACCAUCAGCUGAUGAAUUUGCUUGUACAUGUGGGAAGUUUGAGACUGCUGGUAUAUUAUGUAAACACAUUUUAUACAUUAUGAAGCAAUGUCAUCGAAUGAAGGAGAUUCCUAAACACUACAUUUUGGUUAGACAGACCCUAACUUAUAGGCAACGUAGUAAAAAGACUGCAUGUGGAUCAAGUAGUGUAUCAAAAGAUUCAGUGGUUUCUCCUUUGGAAUCUUGGAAUCUUCGAAAAUCAUUUAUGGAAGUGCAUGAACGAGCAAUAGGACAUCGUGAUCAUUACAAUGCUAUUGCACCAUUAUUAGAGGAUAUGAUGAAGCAGUUAGAUAGAGUUGAUAAGCAACAUGAAGGUUUGGUUCUUGAACAAAAUGUCAGCACUCCAGCAAUCUCCCAAGGUGCAAUUUCGAGUAAUAUAACAAUUCGUGAUCCGGAAAGAGCUAAAACCAAAGGCCGACCAAGAGAACUUGGUAGGAUUCCAUCUGGAAAACAAGUGUCACAAAAAGCAUCUCAAUCAAGGACGCGAACUUGUAGCAUGUGUGGUAUCAAAGGUCACGAUGCUAGGACUUGUGGGAAGACAAAAGAGAAAGUGGCAGCUAAUGACAGUUUAAGCCAACCACUAGAUGAAGAGGAGUGACUUUGAUGACAUAAAGCUAUAGAAUAAUAGGAGGGAUUUAUUGCAUGUCAAUUCCAGCUGAACACAUAUUCCUUCAAUUUGAUCAAGCUUUUCAAUAGCAGGGCACAUAUGGGUUGCAAAUCUAUAAAAAACACUCUUUGUUUUUAUCAUGUUUUUUUUGUCCGGAUGAUCAAGUUAUGUUAUCAAGUGAACUGAACUUUUUUGUGCUUUUGCAUUAUUGUAUUGAUCAAAGAUAAGUCAAGCCAAUGGGCUUCUUUUGUUUAUUAAAUUAGUGUUGGUUUU